UUCAGGUCAGAGUUUGAGAAACUGAGUCGAUGGAAAUGCAAUUCAUGUAACGAUAGAAAGGAGAAAAAGGAAUAAGAAUAAGAGGGAAAAGUGAGGAGAAGAGAAGAUGAAGGAGCAAGAAUAAAACUGAUAGAAUGAACCUUUGAAGAAGAGUUAUAUUUGAAAUGUUUUGUUGACUAAAGAGAAGGCAAAGGGAAUGAAUAGAGUGUGAAUGACUUAAAUACUGUUGAUUCUUGAUCUCUUAUUUUCUUUCUGUUUCAUUUGUUCAACUCAUAAAAACAAUAGUGAUAUAAUUACCAAACAUUUACAUAUUUAUUAUCAUCAUUGGAAGUCUUUUCAACCUUAUUCUGAUUGCCACGGAUCUUAGCCUGGACAAGAUUGUGAUUGCAAACGACAUCGUGAAUCAUCACCACCAACAAAGCGAAAGUGAACCGAUGAGUUAUGUUUCUUUGUCUGUUUAACCUAUGUGUUGUUUUUUAGCUGAAAAAGACAAACCGAGUUAAUUUGCUCUCUUAUUUCAGUGACUUCAACAACUUUUAACCAUGAUUUUGGGUUUUAUAAACUGUUACCAUGAAGAAAACCAUGUUAAUUUCAGAUCAAGUAGAACAUAAAAAAUUUAAGUGCUGCUGUUGAAUAAUUUAUAACUAUUAUGAUUAUGAUUAUCAAGUGAAAAUAAGUCAAAAGUUGAUCAUCUUUUUUUCUCCUUCAACCUUUUCACUCCUUUUUUCCCUCUACUUAUUCACCUUUCUUAUUUACCACACAUUUUUUUCGUAAGCAACAUUUUCAACCAUUUCUUUGGAGUUAAUCACAAGUUCAUCUGAUAAAGUGUGAACCAGAAAAGAAAGAUUAACUUGAGUUUGUAAUAUUUUAAAAACCAAAACCCAAAAAAUAGACCAACAACAACAGCUUUUAUAAUUCAACUUUAAUCCAACGGUUGAAAGAGUUGAUUAACCAUGACGCUGUUUCACAAUUUGAUUUUAUUGUGCAUUCAAAGUGGCUCUCUACUCUCCAAUGUUAUUGUCACUGUUAACCUUAAUGAAUCUUUAUCAUUGCCAUUGUCUUCCUCCUCUUUAUUGUCAUCAUCACCAUCAUCACAACCAACAGAUGAUUUAGAAAUUUCAAGUGACAAAGUAAACACAAAAGACAGUCAACUUGAAAAUGAGCAAUCACGAGUACGAAGAGAUGAAUUUGAAAAUGUUGGCAGAGCCUUUGGUAGAGGUAUGGGAAUGGGUUAUUAUCUUGGUGAACCUUGCAUUAAACAAUGUAAUGCAAUACUAUUUCAUAUUUACUGUAAUAUAACAAGUCAAAAAUGCGAGUGCCUUCCAGAGUAUCCAGUUAACCUUGAUAAUAGGAUUUGUAUUAAAGCCUUAAAAUUGGGCGACAAAUGUGAAGAUCAUUUCUCUUGUUCAUAUCGAGAUAUUCACGCUAUUUGUUCGUCUGAAAAUCGUUGUCGAUGUGACUAUGGAUUCUAUCCAGUAAUAAGUAAAUCCGGAGAAACGAGAUGCACAGCAGGACUAUCCAUGUAUUAUAGUAUUGUUGGUUAUUCCAAUUUUGUGCCAUUCGUAGCUAUAAUUGUUGCUAUUAUAUUUUGUACUGGAGUCGUCUUCAUUGGAGUUCGGAUGAUUGGAAAAUCACAAGGUGACAGUUCUUUACCAACAAGAGACAGAGCUAUAUCACCAGUACCUGUUAAACUUGGAGGGUUAGAGCUAUUGGCAUCCAUGUCACGACCUUCCAGCCUACGAAGUGCAAGCAACGAGUAUUUGCCCGGCUCAAGGAGACCAAGUUAUUCAAUGCUGGCGCCGCCAACAAAUUAUAUUUCUCGACGACCCAGUUCCUCAUCUGGAACAUCCUUUCGAAGCUAUUCAUCUUUCAGAAGCCAAUCAUCUUUCCGAAAUUACCGAGGAAACUAUUGCUACAAAGAAACGCUCAAGUACAACACACCGAGAACUCCGUCACCAAUCAUCAAUCCAAGCAAUGUUCUGGUUGGUGAACCUCUAUCAAAGGAAACUUGUGCUGUUCAUUCAAACCCUGAAAUCAAUCGAAGUGAAAGCAGACGACAUCGAGCUCAAGAAGAUUGUCUUCGACGAUGAAGACCAACUUAUCAUUUUACUCAAUUUUAUGCAAUAACUCUGCUUAUCACAGAUGAAUCACUGCCUAAAACUUUAUAAAGCAAACCUUUAAUGAAGAUACAAACAAUAAAGUAGCCAAAAGAAGAUCAUUAAAUCAGAAAAUGUUAAAUGCAAAUCAGAGUAAAAUAGCGAUAAACUUGAACAAUAAUAUUUUUUGUAAAAUGAACAAUAAAGUUAAUCGCAUUUCAA
Molecule: messenger RNA, 2318 nt
Organism: Tetranychus urticae (two-spotted spider mite)
Lineage: Eukaryota; Metazoa; Arthropoda; Arachnida; Trombidiformes; Tetranychidae
Source: RefSeq, a predicted model, not a curated record